This is a messenger RNA of Polypterus senegalus (gray bichir), 2810 nucleotides long. Its product is annotated as regulator of cell cycle RGCC-like. The coding region runs from base 79 to 441 and encodes 120 amino acids. Gene Ontology annotation, biological process: regulation of cell cycle. Lineage: Eukaryota; Metazoa; Chordata; Cladistia; Polypteriformes; Polypteridae. The record is from RefSeq and is a predicted model, not a curated record. The transcript has 5 exons.
ACCGUUAAUUUUGUGUGUGGGUUACACGAGAUUGGUUACACUUGUUAUUUUUGUCACUGGCUAUAAACAACUUUGGGCAUGGAUGCAGGUAAUCACUUAGGAGAGAAUGAACUCGAGGACCUGUUGAAGGAAUUUGAAGACGUGAUCGAGGAUUUUAAGGCUCCAGCUGCCAAGAACCCUUCAGUUUAUGAACGCCAUUUGCAAGAAGCGAAACAGCAGAGCGGCACAGAUAGUGGCUUCAGCGACUCCGAUCACAGCGGCGUCUCUUCUGCCAUAAGUAGCCUGAACAACAGUGAAGAGAAUUUAAAUAAGGUGGACACACUGGCGCCAUCAAAAGCAAAACUUGGUGACACAAGGGAUUUAGAAAAUUUUAUUGAAAAUCUUGACAAAGAACUAGCCGUUUGGAAGUUGGCAAACAUUUAUAAAAAUGGAAAUAAGUGAGGGACCAUUACAUUCGCCUACAGAAGAAAAUGUAUAGCAACUUAUUUUUCCUGGGGAUCCUGAAAUGAAAAAACUACCUGCUUUUUAAUGGAUCAUUCAUUUUCUUGUACACUGCAAAAACAGCUACAGCAGUAGGCUCGAUACAAAAGUAUAAAUCAGCCUUAAGUUGUAAACUGCUGUAUCGUCUUCUCCCUUUAAGUUUCUCCUUACUUUUGGACAGGUUGUUUAAUUCUAUUAUUACUUAAGAAUACUAUUUUCAUAAAGAAGGAUCAGGAUCUGGCUGCCCUGAAGUCUAACCAGAAAAAAGUAGAUCUUCAUCAGCAACACUGCUUGGCUGUGUCAGACCCAUGCAAUUUUCUUGUUCAUCCUUUCCAUUUUAAUCUAACAUAUCACACUUAGAUGUAUUAAUAUCAGAUAUCAGAAGUUAGCUAUAUAGAUACUGUAUUAGGGAUAACAUUUAUCACUUAUGUUAUUUUGCCAUAGAAUGACACUGUGACUUAGUCUCCUUGGUUCAAAUGUCAAAAUCUGUUUGGCUUUUUCAUAUUCUCCCUUACCUACAUAACAGAAAAAGGGCAGAUUAUGAUAAAUGAUAACUUCUCGAUCAUGGUAGGUGUCUAGUUUCUACUAGGGCAAAUAUGUUGUGUGACAUUGAGGCUGAGGGUGCUGGAGGAUAGAAGUCACACCAGUCUAAGCCCUUUGGAUGACAUUAGCAAAGGAUUAAAAGCGACUGUACGGGCAUGUAGUCUAUGUGUUUAGCCAGAAGGGUUAUAAUCACGGAAGGCAAUAGACCUUUGGGUGUGGAAUGAAUUCCCAUGUUUAGAUAAACUUUGUAAGAGUGCUGGAAACAGAAAAAGACCGAAUAGUGCAGGGACAGAGAGGGCAAGACGAGCAUAAGCAGGAUGAAGAAACAGAUUUACUUUGUUAGUUUCCUUACAGUUUCUGAUGCCCACACAGGGGGAGAAAGAUGGUAAGCAAAUUGGUAACAGCAGAGACAGUGACGCAUUACAAGCUACCAACCAAGUACCUGCACUGCAUCUGCUGUAGUAUCAAUUAUGACGUAUUGUAACUGAUAUACAAAUAUAUAUAUAAAAAAAACCUACAGGGACAUACAGUAGGGUUCCUGAGUAUAUCUCAGAAUCAUUGGGAGCAAAGCAGGAUACACCAAGGAGAGACAAGAAAACAUGCACUGAUAACAAAAGAUGGCAUAGCCUAGGAUCAGUAAGCCUGUAACUGUUCUGCCACCAGAAGUGAGAGUGAGAUAUGGCCUGGACCAGAGGGACACACACUCAUAAAUUGAUGAAUAUGUUCUCAGUGUAUAUUAUAUAAAACCUAAGGUAAAGUGGUAUCAAACUACACAUGCUAAAGCUAAAAAUGCAGUAGGGCAGUCAACAGGAAUCAUCUCUACCUUGUAUGAACUGAGGCCCAAGAUUGAAUUGUGAGGCCUGCAUAUUCAUGCCAUGCUGUCCUGCUGCAUUGUCAUUAGUCCUUCACAUUGAAUUAGUGAAACCAGAAUUUUUCAGCAUCCAUAAAUGGUAGAAUAAUAUUUCUGUCAAAAAUAAGUUUUUACCUUGAUCACGUUUUUGGUUGGCAGGUUUUUAUUUCCCUGUGACACUGACUAGGAGCUGAAAGUGGAUGAAGAAAAAUGCAAAAACAUUUCUGCAUUUUGUGUGGUUAAUCUUUCUUUUCAUAAAGGUCUUUGCAAAGGUGUUUACAUGAAUUUAUCUAAUAAUAGAACACUUAUCUGUGUGUCUCAAACUGUAAAUAUGGACUUCUGUGCUAUCAAUUCACUGUUUACAGUUUGGCUUUUAUUUAUUUUUAUUUUAUUUAUUGGUUUACUGCUCCCACCAUGAUCAACAACAUUCAUAAAGUACACAGUGUUCUGCAUUAUGAUUUGAACUACCUUGUUGGAACAAUGUGUCCUAGCUGAGAUGGGUGCUUUGUGCCAGAAGAUAAUCCACUUGAGACUUGCUUACCUGCUUCACCGAGUAAAGGGAUAGAAAAGGAUGAUUGCUUUGGAGGGAAAUGCUACUUGGUGUGAUGGUUCUGAGCUUCCUAAAAGGUGCUGUCUGCAGUGGGCUGAUGAAUUCAUCAAAGCUUUAGUUCCGCUUUGCUGAGAGAAAUGUGUGGCAUGCUUGCUUUGCUUGCUGUGAAGAGGUUUUAGUUAAUGGAGAGAAGUAUGAAAAUGUGUGAAGGCAGGUACUUACUGCACUCUGCUAGUAGAGAGUAAUUCAUUACUAAGACUAUUAAGGACCCAAGCAAUUAGCAGGAAACACUGACGCCUGACUCAUUCUGUACUACUAGACCAGAGUUUCUUCCUCUGCAUCUUAUGACUAAUGUCUUCUCAUUAUGUACGUCUUUUUCUUUUUUUU